Molecule: messenger RNA, 1619 nt
Organism: Podarcis raffonei (Aeolian wall lizard)
Lineage: Eukaryota; Metazoa; Chordata; Lepidosauria; Squamata; Lacertidae
Product: lysosomal membrane ascorbate-dependent ferrireductase CYB561A3
Exons: 5
Coding region: 467-1444 (325 amino acids)
Cellular component (GO): lysosomal membrane
Molecular function (GO): oxidoreductase activity
Source: RefSeq, a predicted model, not a curated record
AUAUCAGAAUUGGACAUAACACAUGGUAUCUGCUGCCUAACUAGAUUUAACUAAAUUGGAGUUGCAUCCUGCCAGAUCAUAUGAUCAAUUCAGUGUAGGUUCUGGUUCCUGAUCAACAACUGUGGGACUGUUUUGUUUCUCUGGAAACUUUCUCUUCAGUAACAUGUGUACUCCUUUGGUGUUUCGGUGCGACUUGGCUUUGGGAAGUAUGGAAUCAUCAGUACCAUUUACUUUCCGAAGGAAGUAAUUGAGCCUCCUUCUUUUAGUGGACAGGGGCUGCAGACAGUAGAAGCCCCUGCUGACACAGUUGGAUAUAGUCUGUGAGGUAUGUUAUCCCAUUGGACAAGCUGCUGGUAACUGCCAACCUUGACUUUUGAGAGAAUAGUGGUUAGAAUGUGAAUUGCCUUAACCAGCCUGGGGAAAUUCCAGAUCUACCUUCCACUUAGCUGUGAAGUUUUGAUGUUUCAUGGUCUGUGGUGGACAUACUAUUGAAAUCAGUUCCUCUGACCCAGCGUCUGAGACUCCACCCUAUUUUGGGUUACAAAACUGUGUGACAGAAAAACAGUUCUCUGCUGAAGGGAGGAAAGCAGAACUAGGUAGUAAGGAAAGGGAGGAGGCAAAAAUCUUGCUGGUGCCAGAACCAGCAGAUGGUUGGAUAGUUUUUACAGCUAGCUGGUCUCUUGCCUUCUCAGGUGUGCUCCCUGUGAACAGGAUGAUUCCCAGAGUCUCAUUCUUGCUGCUCUCAAUCCUACUGGGAAUUCUGGGGAUCUUGUGUGUGGUGUUCACAGUCUACUGGACCCAACACUGGCUUGGUGGCUUUGCCUGGGAUGGUUCUUCUCAGAUGUUUAACUGGCAUCCAGUUUUCAUGGUGACAGGCAUGUUGGUCUUGACUGGUGCAGCGGUGCUAGUGUAUCGCGUGCCCCUCUCUUGGUCGGGGCCCAAACUGCCAUGGAAGUUGCUGCAUGCAGGACUGACCUUGGCAGCAUUCAUCCUAAUUGUCCUGGGACUGGUGGCCGUCUUUGAAUAUCACAACAAACAGGGCAUUGCCAACAUGUACUCCCUCCACAGCUGGCUAGGGCUUGGUGCUGUGCUGCUCUUCUCCUGUCAGUGGGCCAUGGGCUUUGCUUCUUUCUUGCUGCCUUGGGCUCCCACCUGGUUCCGAGCCUUGUACAAGCCCGUCCAUGUCUUCUUUGGCUCUGCCAUCAUCCCUUUAGUUGUGGCCGCCUGCAUCUCGGGCAUCAAUGAGAAGCUUUUCUUCAAACUAACAAACACAAGCACACCCUACGCUCAGCUUCCUGCAGAGGCAUGGUUUGCCAACAUAUUGGGGAUGCUGAUCCUGGUCUUUGGGCUACUGGUGCUGUUUGCCCUUGCCAUGCCAGUAUGGAAGCGUCCAGAUGUGAAUUUGCAAGAUACCCAAGAGCCUUUGCUACGGGAGGAUAAAUGAAGCAGCAAACAGGAAGGAUUGUGAUCCAGACCUGUGUGGUGGCCUGUUCUCCACUGAGAUCUUCAGCCAUUCUUGGUUCUGUUUUCAGUGCAAGAGUUGAAACUUUAAUUGUGGCACUGAAUUGUCUGGCCUCCUGGGUACUUUAUUAAUUCCCCCCACCCCACCCCACCCCGGC